AUGCUUCUUCUCCGCUCUCCAUUCUCAUCUGGCCGUGGUGCCUCUUCUGACUUCGACAACUUUUUCGAUGAAAUGACUCGCGGGUCUCUUCUUCCAUAUUGGAGAGACGCCGAUCAUAACUCGUUCAACUUUUCGGACACUAUUGGAGAGAUCAUCAACGACGAGUCCAAGUACGCCAUCCAACUCGACGUCUCUCACUUCAAGCCAGAGGAUUUGAAGAUUGAGUUGAAUGGAAGAGAGCUCAAAGUCGAGGGCUCCCAGGAAACCAGAACAGAACAUGGAUACUCUAAAAGAUCAUUCUCGAAGAUGGUGCUUCUCCCGGAAGACGUCGAUGUUGCCGCGUUGAAAUCCGCGAUUUCAAACGAGGGAAAGUUGCAGAUCGAGGCGCCGAAGAAUGCGAACAACUCGCGUGUUAUUCCGAUUAAUCGUGUCGCCAACCAUUAA
Messenger RNA from Caenorhabditis remanei, 444 nucleotides. RefSeq lists its product as uncharacterized. The transcript has 2 exons. Gene Ontology annotation, molecular function: protein folding chaperone. Gene Ontology annotation, biological process: protein refolding; IRE1-mediated unfolded protein response; response to heat. The record is from RefSeq and is a predicted model, not a curated record. Lineage: Eukaryota; Metazoa; Nematoda; Chromadorea; Rhabditida; Rhabditidae. Bases 1 to 444 code for a protein of 147 amino acids.